Saccostrea cuccullata (small rock oyster) is the source of this 3739-nucleotide messenger RNA. Its product is annotated as intermembrane lipid transfer protein Vps13-like. Bases 99 to 419 code for a protein of 106 amino acids. The transcript has 4 exons. The record is from RefSeq and is a predicted model, not a curated record. NCBI's taxonomy places the organism in Eukaryota, Metazoa, Mollusca, Bivalvia, Ostreida, Ostreidae.
GAUAAGUAAGUACUGAUUAAUGGCUCAUUCUGUCAUCAUUGGAGACAGCAAGUCAACCAAGAGUGUACUUAUAGUCACUGAUAAGUAAGUACUGAUUAAUGACUCACUCUGUCAUCAUAGGGGACAGCAAGUCAACCAAGAGUGUCCUUAUAGUCACUGAUAAGAGAGUAAUUUAUGCCAACAGAGGGGACAUUUUUGGACACUGGGAUGCAGAGUGGACUUACACAUGGAGUGAACUAAAAGAAAAACCAAAACGAUCUGCAAAAGGAGUGGAGUUUCUUCUUAAGGAUGAAAAGAAAAAGAAAUUUCCUUUCCAACUUGGGAGUUCUGCAAAGAAGAUCGAAGUCCAUAUCUCCGAACCAAAGAGAGCAGAGUGGUUGGUAGGAAAAAUUGCAGAAGCUAUGGAUGCAUGGAAAUAGAGACAAAUAUAUCGGAGACAAUAUAUAAUGCUUACGUGCCAUCAUCAUCGACAGUGUAUACCUCCCCUAUCUAACUCUAUAGACAUUGACAUCCCUUACUUGUGUGUGUGUUUGUUUGUAUAAAAAAUUAUGUCCUGAUCAAAAUCGUGCACUUUGUUUAUCCUAUGCUUAACAUUGACAUUUUGUUAAAAUAUUUCUUUAAAAAAAUAGAACAUAAAAUUUGUAUUCUUUUGAAGUCUUAAGUAAAGGUUUGUGAACUACUUAUACACCGUUACUUUUGUCUUGUCUUGUUUCAAAUUUAUUCAGUUGAGAAAUAAUGCUUAUACAUGUAUGUUCUUUGAAUUAGCCCCAUUUUAAAUUUGCCUAUUAAGAGUUGUUAUUUGAUUAUUGAUUACGUUAAUGUCCUUUGAUUGAAUAGCAGGUAAUUAAUAGUGCUUGUAUGAGUAUGAUAAGUCUUUGAUAUCAUUAUCAUUUAUUUGUUAUUAUUACUAUAAAGUUAUCAAGGUGUAAUAUUGUAUGUAAAUUAGUUAGAACAAGCUAAUUAGCAAUAGAUAGUGCCAUCUCAUGUUGUCUCAUUUAGUUACAUACAUAUCGUAUUAUAAGUACCAUAUAGGUAUAGAGUAUAAAUAUAAAAUUAUAUAGAAAUAUCUAUAAAAAAAAAAUCAUUUGUGUGCAAACAAUUCGUAUAAUGAUUUUGAAUGUUGAAUUGUUUAAUUUUUUUUUUCAUUUUGAUUGUGAUUUUAAUAAACAACACAAUAUAUUACAGGAAUAUUGUAGAUCGCCUUAUUUUUUAUGACACCUUAUUUUUGGGAGUAAGCUGGUUGGUACAUGUAUUUAUUAGCAAGACAAAAUUUUGGCAAGCUGUAGUUUCUAUUGUUUAUAGUCCUUUUAUAAUAGUACGUCUGAUAAAUUUUUUUUGCAAGCAGAAAGAAUCAAUUACGUGUAGAUAAAACUCUCGCGAAUAAAAAUAGAUUUACAGUAGUCCUAAACAAAAUGCUCAAUCAUUAUGCUGCUUAUAUAGAUGUAGUCAAUGUAUUUAGAUUUUCUGUUUUUUUAUUGUCAGAUAAAUCACAUUUAAUAUACCCUUAUUGUUUUAGAAGAAUUGUUAUGUUAUUUAACAUCUUUAUUUUAUUUAUUGCAGUUUUACAAAAAGUUGCUGCAUUUAUGUGCUUGUGUAUAAAUACUAUGUUCACAUAAAAAAAAACCAAAAGUACAUCAUUCAUAAAAAAUCAGUAAUAUUGCAUAAUAAGUUUUGGAGAUAAAUUUUUAACAGCAUAGGAUAAUACAAUAUUAUACAUGUACCAAAUGUAAAGAGCUGUUUGCUCUGAAUGCUUUCAUAAUAUACAUUGGCAUUUUAAUUGAUUUAUAACAGAAUCUUGUAAUAAUUGCAAAAAAGACACACAGUGACUAAAAAUAGCAAGGUAAACUCUUCAGUCAGUUAUUACAUAACAUGUAGCAAUGUCUAUAAAUAGAUUAAUGAAUAUAUAUAUAUAUAUAUAAGGAUGUGUGUUUGUGUGUUAAUUUUUCAUAGAAUUUUGUGAAAAUUCUUUUGAAUGAAAGACAAACUCAGUAGGGAACCUAGAAUAUGCUAUCAAACCUCUCAAAGCAAUAUUCAUCUGUAUUCAUGUUGACACAUUCCCCUCUGUAUAAUAGUAUAUCAUUUUUGUAAUCCAAUAUAAUUUUUGCAUAUGCAGAGUAAAAGAAUACACAUCACUAGGGUCAUAUUUUUUGUAUUUCAUGUAUUAUUUUUCUUCAUCAAGUGUUUACUGUCAUACUUUUAUUUUAUUUACACAAAGCCAAAAUAUUGCUGAAUGUAUUGAAAGCUGCACUUUAUUAUCAUACAGUUAAACUUGCCUCAUCUGGAUCUUGUAUAAUUCAAAGUCCUGCCUAAUACAAUAUACAAAAAAUUAAAGUCUUUUCAGUAAGUUCAUUUGUUUAAACUGCUGUCUAAUCUGGAAUGUUGUCUAACCCAGCCAAUCUCUUUAGAACUAGUGUUGUCCCAGAUGAGACAAGUUUUACUGUGUAUUAUGUAUCUGCUUGUUUUGAUAUAAGAUUUAUUUUUGUAUUAUUUUAUUUUGUUCACUAGUUUCCUGAUGGUGAGUUCUGUUUAGUAAGGGUACAUUCAGGAAAUUUGCUGAACAAAUUAUUAGGUCUUGCCAUAGCUUCAAAUAUUUUUUUUGUUAGUUUUUACUUUGUAGUAAAACUGUAUAUUCUCUAAUAUUUACCGUGUUACUGUGGGUAUAUGCUAUUGGAGUUGUUAGAGUAUAGUAUACUAUUGCGCCUAUGUAUUAUUUUUUAUUGUGCCUGGGUCUCUUUAAUUGUCAUAAAAUAUCUCUUGAUUUUAAAACAAGUCUUAGGAAAAGAGGAAUUUUCUGUUCUAAUAACAUAGGCCAUGUAAUUCAAAGAAAAGAAAAAAACACUGCCAUAUGACAAAUUAAAAGUAACCUUUCAGAAACUAAUAGAUAUUCCGUUUUUGGUACAAUAAAACAUGGUUGUAACUAUUAAGGUCAAAACUUUAUUAUCUCUUCCCAAAGUGUGUGACUACGAUAUAAUAAUUUUCCCUUUAACUUCGUUUUACCUAUGGGAUAAGAUUUAAGUUUUUAUUGUUCUUAGAAAGCACAUACUUGGUGAGUGUGAAAUAAAAUCUGUGUGUAUAAUCCAAAUCUUUGUAGGUGAGUCUAAUUGUCAAAGCCUUGUCCCCAAUAUAGUCACUAUAACCUUAUUGUUUAGCUAAGUCAGGUGCAAUGUAUGAGGAAUUAUGCUUAUCUCUACACUUUAGAAAUAUUGAAAUUGUUGAUAUCAAUAAGUCUUUUAUGUAUGGAAUAUUUCAAAUGUAACCGUAAAAUAAAACUUGCAUUUGUUAAAUAGUUUGUGCCUAUUAAAACCCUGUCUAUAUAGAAACCUUGUGUCUAGAUAAUGAAUUUUCUUACUGUGUUAUUUUAUCCAAUGCAUUUAAAUUACAUUUCCUGUUAACUUCACUUUUUUUUCUUGAUUACAGUCAAACUUCGUUAUUUCGAACCUAACUAAUUGAGAAAUUUUUAGAGAUCGUUGAGCAUUUGAUAGUGAGUUUAAAAAAACAGUAAGAUAGAGGUGUGACUGACAUAUCCAUGGGUUUCGAGAUAUCCGUGUUCGAGAUAAAGAAGACCGACUGUAUUACAUGUACCUUUAUUUACUGUGUGAGUAAAAUGAAAUGUUAAAAAACACAUAAUAAGAUUCUGAUAUAAUCUGUCUUUUCGAAGUUAUUGGUAGUUAUUUACGAAAAUAUUGAAGUGCUGCUUGUUUUUAUCCGUUUAGUGCAAUAAAAUAAUAUCACAAAGUUA